This is a messenger RNA of Rhododendron vialii, 1532 nucleotides long. Its product is annotated as protein ANTHESIS POMOTING FACTOR 1. Gene Ontology annotation, molecular function: chromatin binding; protein binding. Gene Ontology annotation, cellular component: Set1C/COMPASS complex. The transcript is spliced from 12 exons. The record is from RefSeq and is a predicted model, not a curated record. NCBI's taxonomy places the organism in Eukaryota, Viridiplantae, Streptophyta, Magnoliopsida, Ericales, Ericaceae. Bases 132 to 1130 code for a protein of 332 amino acids.
GGAAAAAGUCGGAGCGGAAAUUCUCUCUCUCUCUCUCUCUCUCUCUCUCUCUCUCUCUCCUUCCUUACAUGGCUCUGGCCGUUUGAGGAACUUGUGUGACACAGGUCUUUGCCAAAUCUUUCGCUAAAACUAUGGCGGGGGGACAGCCGGAGAGGGAAGACAAGGUGUCGUUGGAGCUCGCAGAAGAAAUAAUUCAGAGCAUGGAAGUUGGCAUGGCCUUUCGUGACUAUAGUGGUAGAAUCAGUUCAAUGGAUUUUCAUCGGACAUCAAGUUAUCUGGUGACUGCUAGUGCUGAUGAAUCCAUACGUCUAUAUGAUGUUGCCAAUGCCACGUGUUUAAAGACAAUUAACAGCAAAAAGUAUGGGGUUGAUCUGGUUUGCUUUACUUCUCAUCCCACAACAGUUAUAUACUCCUCAAAGAAUGGUUGGGAUGAGUCAUUGCGACUUCUCUCAUUAAAUGACAACAAGUACUUGCGGUACUUCAAAGGUCACCACGACAGGGUUGUCUCCGUUAGCUUGUGCUGUCGAAAAGAAUGCUUUAUCUCUGGCUCUCUUGAUCGAACGGUUUUGCUUUGGGAUCAAAGGGCUGAGAAGUGUCAGGGCCUUUUACGUGUACAAGGUCGACCUGCAACCACUUAUGAUGAUCAAGGGCUUGUAUUUGCUGUUGCUUUUGACGGAUGCAUAAGGAUGUUUGAUGCUCGCAGUUAUGAAAAGGGUCCUUUUGAAAUAUUUUCUGUCGGGGGUGAUAUGUCCGAUGCUAAUGUUGUCAAAUUCAGUAAUGAUGGGAGACUUAUGCUUUUGACAACUAAAGACGGGCAUAUUUAUGUACUAGAUUCAUUCCGUGGCACACUUUUAGCAACAUUUAACGUCAAGCCGGUUUUAAGUGAUGCCACUUUGGAGGCAAGUUUCAGCCCUGAAGGGAUGUUUGUUAUAUCAGGUUCAGGUGAUGGUAAUGUUUAUGCCUGGAGCGUUCGAAGUGGAAAAGAAGUUGCUAGUUGGAUGAGUACUGAAACCGAACCUCCUGUCAUAAAAUGGGCUCCAGGAAGCCCUAUGUUCGUCACCGGUUCUUCUGAGUUGUCGUUUUGGAUUCCAGACUUGUCUAAACUUGGAGCUAACGUCGCAAGAAAAUAGAAACUCUUGUUAGGAAACCGUUUUCUGUUUUUAAUUCCAAGAGGGCUCAAGAUUACAUUAAUGGACAGAUGGAAGCACCUCUAUCUUCUACGUAAAUGUUACGCUCUCGGUCGGAAAGAAGAGAUGAAAUGCACAUUACGCUCUCGGCCGGAAAAAAGAUAUGGAAUGCAAAUGUGCUCUGUUCCAUGUGAAGGUGAAACUUUGUAGUUCAAGUUAUCAUGUAAAAUUAUAUCUUCGGAUUUUUUUUAUCUGAUAGGUAUUCUACGGACUAGUUUAGCAUUUGUGAAUACCUUUAUAGCAUAAGAGUGACAUAAUUAGUGGAGUGACUGAACUUCUGGUACAUGUACGAAUAUGAAGCAAUUAUGCAUGUUGUCUAUUUUAUUCCAGAAAGAACAUUUUUUU